Messenger RNA from Cetraspora pellucida, 255 nucleotides. Lineage: Eukaryota; Fungi; Glomeromycota; Glomeromycetes; Diversisporales; Gigasporaceae. The record is from the annotation of a GenBank genome assembly.
AUGUCGAAUACAAUUUUUAGAACUGAUUCUGGUAGAAUUCCACCAAACCAACAAGAGAUUUAUGAAAAUCUUCCUUUCACAAAUGAAGAAAAUUAUUCUCAAAAUACAAAUUCAUUUGUAACGGCUAUUUCUGAGCCGAUAAAUGAUCUUCCUUCAGCAUAUGAUGAAAUAACACAAGCUGAAUGUGUACAAGUUCCAAAAAAUACAAAUAUUGAUGCAAAUUAUUUGAGUUAUCGUAUUGCUCAAGAAUUUUAA